Molecule: messenger RNA, 565 nt
Organism: Xenopus laevis (African clawed frog)
Lineage: Eukaryota; Metazoa; Chordata; Amphibia; Anura; Pipidae
Product: serine/threonine-protein kinase N-like
Exons: 2
Coding region: 117-449 (110 amino acids)
Source: RefSeq, a predicted model, not a curated record
UUUGGGAGGAUUUCAAUCAUUUUUUUCUUGAUUUUGUUCCCUAUUCUCUAUAGACUGUUGACAUCAAUCAGUCUUUUGAUGCUUGUGAGCCCUGGGUGAGUAUUUGCUUUUCAGGUAUGAAGCAGGAGCUGCUGAGAGACAUCCGGAAGGAGAUGAGGAUAGCAGCAGGGGCGCAAAAGCUGUACCUUGUCACCAAGGACAGACAGACCAAAGCCCAAGUGAAGGAGCUGAGGAACAUCAGUGAGAGGAAGGUGAAAGCCCUUUUCUCCUCUCUCCACAAGCUCAAUGUGCAGCUAGCUCAGAGGGAAGCAGAGAAUUCUCCAGAUGCAGUUCUGGAGACUACAAGGGACACCGACGUCAACUUCCCUGCACCAGAGAUCACUGCGCCUGAGGUUCAGGUCAUUUCAGACCCUGCCAGUGAUUCAUCACAAGUGAGUAUAUUACAUUGACACCAUUAAUUUCUUGGACACAAACACUGCCCUUAUCAUAUCCAUGUAAAGCCACAUUCAAUAAUUGCCUGUCUCUUGUUUGCAGCAUCAACAUGAUGAAUCAUCUGAGGAACCUG